Molecule: messenger RNA, 894 nt
Organism: Miscanthus lutarioriparius
Lineage: Eukaryota; Viridiplantae; Streptophyta; Magnoliopsida; Poales; Poaceae
Source: the annotation of a GenBank genome assembly
AUGGCCCAUCUGUGGGAGCAGUUCUCGGACUCGUGCAAUGAGAGAGAUGAGAAUACUCCUGUUGCUCCAGGGCCUUUGAGAGUUCUCCCUGUGACAACAUAUUCUUGCAUCACGAGGGGAUUCUGCUAUCACCGUGAAUACAUGACCACUGAUACCUCCCAGACUAAAUCAAUCCUUGGAUUUCGUGAACCACAGCAGAUGAUGCAGAUCUUCUCUCUGAGGCUGUCAAGCUAUAAAUCUAAAUCCUAUCCCAUUAGUAUUUACGGAACAUUCGCCGAAUCUGAAGACUUGCCUCUUUGUAGCCCUUGCCGAGGAAUCUAUGUACUAGAUCGUGCAGUGUUGGAAGUUGAUCUUUGGGUGAAAAAGGAAGAGGAGGGAUCAACCGAUGAACGGUUACUUUCUGAGUAUGUUGAGAUUUGCUUGCGCUCCAGUUUCAAUAAGAUGCGCACGGGGCGGAUUCACAGUGAAGAUGCAAUCUUGGAUAUGGACUUUAUGUUCCUUUCAGAGAGUGUUGAGGCAGUUAUAGAGGUGUUCACAGGUGUUGACAGUCCUCAGCACGUGAAAUUCGUUGCUUCCAGCAGUUGUUUUGAUAAGGAGAUUUUGCUUUUCGAGGGGAAAUGUUUUCAGGGCAAGCUCUUUACGCAUGUGGUUGCAGUGACGGUAGAAGAAAAACUGAGUAUUCGCUUGGAAUGGGAAAAUCCACAUUUGGAGUGGACCUUUCAGGAUGGAGUUGUUGGAGCUUUAAGUUAUGCUGAUGAUGACUCAGUUCCAUUUUAUGUGAGGGUGUUCUUUGCUCCAAAGAACCUGGGACGCGGACCAUCAAGAUACGACGCUUGGAAGAAGAGGUGUAAAAACAAGGGGACAACUUCCAGUAGUGGGUUGCUGAAAGUUUGA